AUGGCAAAUUUCAACUUGUCGAUUGUUCUCAUCCUUCUACUUCCUUUUUUGGCUAAAUCUACUGAGGAAAAGGUAUACAUUGUCCUCUUGAGUGAUCAUGAUAAGAGUAGAACAGCCGAAGAAAUCGAAGAUCAACACCAAUCGUAUUUGUUAUCUGUGAAAGAAAACAAGGAAGAUGCAAAAUCUUCUAUUAUUUAUAGUUACAAGAAUAUCGGUGGGUUUGCCGCGCUUCUUACGCCACAUGAAGCUCUUAAAGUUUCCGAUAUGGAGGGCGUGGUGUCUGCGUUUCGGAGCCAUGGACAAAGAUACACUAAGCAUACAACGAGAUCAUGGGAAUUUUCUAGUCUACACAUGCCAACCAAUGCGAACGACAAAGACAACUUAUGGUUGAAAUCCAAAUACGGCAACAAUGUCAUUAUUGGGAUGUUAGACACGGGCAUCUGGCCGGAGUCACAGAGCUUCAGUGAUGAUGGGAUGGACGUCGUACCAAAAUCCUGGAAAGGAGUUUGUCAACCUGGGGAUGCUUUCGACCCUUCAACUUGUAACAAGAAAAUCAUCGGUGCCCGAUACUACCUCAAGGGCUUCGAAGCAGAACACGGGCCGCUAAAUCGAACUUUGGAUUAUCGUUCGGCCCGCGACAUGGGAGGACACGGGACCCACAUGGCGUCCAUAGCCGCCGGGCGCCGGGUCGACAACGUCUCGUCGCCCAAUGGGUUUGCCCAGGGCACCGCCACGGGCGGGGCCCCGCUUGCCCGACUCUCUAUCUACAAGGUGUUAUGGAUGAUCAAUGAAGAAAAUAACUAUGCCGCGCUGGCAGACAGCCUCGCCGCCGUCGACGACGCCAUCAGUGAUGGGGUCCACAUCCUAAGCAUGUCGUACGGAUCCAUCGAAGGCCCCAUACCACUCAAUGAAGAAGACGUCUCAAUCGUCGCCCUCUAUGCGGCCAAGGCGAACAUUGUCGUAGCAGCUUCCGCAGGAAACAAUGGCCCUACGCCAGCCACCACGGUUAACUCGGCCCCGUGGUUGAUCACGGUGGGGUCGAGCAUGAUGGACCGGAAGUUUUCGUCGGACAUUGUGCUCGGGAACGGGUUGACUAUCCCGGGCCAGUCAAUGACUACAUAUAAAUUAGCAAAAAAGUUGUACCCAUUCGUUUCUGCAGAUCAAGUAAAUAACUGUGGCGUGCCCGAAAACGAAUCCAGGCUAUGUCUUCCAGGUUCCCUUUCUCCCCAAAAGGUAAAGGGAAAAAUCGUACUGUGCUUCACAGGAACCGGAUACGACGGAGAUAGAGUCCUUGAGGUGAAAAGAGCCGGAGGAAAUGGUGUCGUCAUAGGAAAUAGUGACGCCGAUUGGAACCCUUUUAUUUUCGAUACCGACUACUACGUUCUUCCAGCCUCAACCGUUGGUUACACAAAUGCCCUCACUAUCCUGAAAUACAUCAACUCCGUAAAAACACCAACGGCGUACAUCGCACCCGCUAUGACAGUUAUAGGCGCCAAACCAGCACCUAUAGCGAAUACUUUCUCCAGCAGAGGUCCCAAUGCAGUCGCACCUUAUAUUCUUAAGCCCGAUAUCACGGCCCCAGGGGAUACUAUAUUAGGAGCAUGGAGAGGAAAAUCUCCUUCGGGUGAUUAUGGGCUCGUCAAAUACGACUUUCGGACGGGCACUUCAAUGUCUUGUUCGCAUGUAACCGGCGCAAUGGCACUUCUCAAGGCCGUGCACCCAGAUUGGAGCAGCGCCGCUCUACGAUCGGCCCUCAUGACAACCGCGGGACAUAGAAACAAUGAGGGCAACCCCAUCACUACUAAUAUCAACGACUCGGCCACCCCAUUCAUGAUCGGGUCGGGUUAUUUCAACCCGACAAAAGCAGUCGACCCUGGACUCGUCUACGAUGCUUCAUUCAACGACUAUCUUCUCUUCAUAUGUAGCAUUGGGAUUCACAAUCUUAGUUCUACAAAGUGCCGCGACAACCCACCGCCUCCUUAUAAUCUGAACUACCCAUCACUAGCCAUACCCGACUUAAAAGACACGGUUACUGUUGUUAGGACAGUCACGAAUGUGGGGGGUGGUAAGGGAGUCUAUUUUUCCAAAGUCCAAUCUCCACAGGGUAUUUUGGUAAAAAUAAAGCCGUCCGUGCUCAAAUUCGGCCGAGCCGGUGAGAAGAAAAGUUUCAUCAUCACCGUAAAAACAGACAGUGCAUUUUCAGGGACUGUUCGGAAAGGCGAGUAUUUGUUCGGAUCGUACUCGUGGUAUGAUGGAAUUCAUGUUGUCCAAAGUCCUAUGGCUAUUUCAGUUCUCUAG
Striga hermonthica is the source of this 2298-nucleotide messenger RNA. The record is from the annotation of a GenBank genome assembly. Lineage: Eukaryota; Viridiplantae; Streptophyta; Magnoliopsida; Lamiales; Orobanchaceae.